This is a messenger RNA of Salvia splendens (bonfire salvia), 536 nucleotides long. RefSeq lists its product as uncharacterized. The transcript has 2 exons. Lineage: Eukaryota; Viridiplantae; Streptophyta; Magnoliopsida; Lamiales; Lamiaceae. The coding region runs from base 63 to 536 and encodes 157 amino acids. The record is from RefSeq and is a predicted model, not a curated record.
UUUUGCAUAUCCUUGAAUCUUGCAUAUUAUUGGUUGAAUCUUGCGUUGAAUUUGAAAUAAAAAUGUGGAGAAACACAAAGGCAAUUUCCGACGACCAUGAGUUGGAGUCGCAAAUACUUGAUCGCGGCGGAGUUGGCACAUUGCUGAGGAAUGAACGAGGGUUGAAUUCGCGAAUUGAAAAGAGUUACAGAGGUCCAAAAUUUGUACAGAGUUACAGAGAUCUCAAUGGGGAUGAUAGUAUCGUUAAAAAGGUGGCCGGGGAAGAGUUGAUAUUCACCACUGAAGAAGUGGAGAAGCUGGUUGGGGAAGCUUUGGGUGCAGAUUUCCAAAUGAUCAUUUUAUCCGACAAAUCCUAUGCUGCACGAUUUGACCGUAUAUCGACGGACCUGACGGGUGGUGUGACUAUCUUUUCGUACAGGCUUGCUGGUCCAGUAUGGGAUGAUCACAUGAAGGAUUACAACAGUAUCGUUCAUGAAGUCCAUUUCGGUAAAACUGAUGAUGAUUUUGAGGAAGAUGUAUGGUGUCUGUAUUGUUAA